CGGCGGAUGGAGCGGAGCCGCAGCGGAGCUGGAUGGAGACGUUAAGUAACGGCGCCCGGGAGCGGCUCCGGGCAGAGCCGAGCGGCAGCCGCCGGGCCGGCCCCCCCCCGCGGCCGGUAUGAGCGGAACCCCGGCGGCGGGGCAGGGGCAGGGGCAGGAGCAGGAGCGGGGGCAGGGCCGGCGGCGGCGGUGCGGGGGCACGGCGGGGGCAGAGCCGCAGUGAGCGCCCGGCGGCCACCCCCGGCCCCGCCGCUCCCGGGGGCGGCCGGCGCAUGGAGCGGCGGCGGCGGCGGCGGCCGGGCCGGCCUGGGAAAGCGCCCGGUGCGGGUGGAGAUUUCUUGCCCUGGGAGUGAGAUGAAUGGGGCUUCGUUAGACAAAGGGUCCCAGUCAGCAUUUCAGGCCCCGAGACGCGUCCAGGGACUUUUCAUUCUUUGUCUGAAAGGGCGACGGUGCCGUUUCCAUUAGAGAGAUGCUUGCGAGAGCCGGGGCCGCCGAGCGGAAAGGCGAACGAGAAGAGCUGCGUCAGCUGAUCGGCUUUCAAAUCACCUUCAAACCCUCGAUUUCCUUAACAUGAUCCCUCCAUCAGCCGAGGUGCCGGGGCACGGCCGGGGGACUUUGCCGGGAGAAGAAUAAACCGGGGACGGCGGUGACGGCUAGCGCUGGAGAAACCCCCCGUGCACGGCGCGGCGGGGGGAGCUCAAAAUCCGCCCCCGCUGCCUUCCCCAGCCCUCCCGGACUUUUUAGAGUCGGGCAAUAGCAUUGCACGGCCUCACCCUGCAGCCCCUGCCGCGCUUUCGGGGCACCCAUCUGCUCCCCCGGUACCCCCCCUGGAGCCACCUCCAGCCUGGGAGGGGGCAAACCCCCCCCGCCUUGGAGCAUCCCUGGGGCCAGAGAGCAGCUCCCCCGCGGCGCCGGCUGCUGGGGAAGGGAUGAAGACGCUAUGGCCAAAUUAUUGGUAAAACUCCAGCGGUAUUUUCGGCGAAAACCCGUGCGUUUCUUCACGCUGCUGGCUCUCUACCUGGCGGCCGGCAGCUUGGUUUUCCUGCACUCGGGUUUUGCCGGGGAGCCCACGGUGCCGGGGAGCCAGCGCGGCCCCGGGGCCAGCGAGGGGCCGGGGCUGCCCUACCUGGGGGUGAUGCAGCUGAGCCGCGGCUUCAAGGCGGCGGUGGCGACGAUGCCGGAGGUGGGACGGCGGCACGGACCGUGGUUCAAAAGCACCUCCAAGGAACCGGCGGAGAGGGGCAAAGCCGGAGACUACGGCAGCACCCGGAGCCGGGCGCUCAGGGGCAGGAGCGGCCGCGAGAAGGAGGAGGACAGAGCAAGAUACAUCGGCUGCUACGUGGACAACACUCGCCGGCGAACGCUGCGCGGCGUGUCCUUCUUUGACUACAAGAAGAUGACAGUCUUCCGUUGCCAGGACAACUGCGCCGAACGGGGCUACCUCUACGCGGGGCUGGAAUUCGGCGCCGAGUGCUACUGUGGGCACAAGGUCCAGGCGUCGAACGCCAGCGAGUCCGAGUGCAACAUGGAGUGCAAGGGGGAGAGGAGCAACACCUGCGGCGGGGUCAAUCGCCUCUCCAUCUACCGCCUGGAGCUGGCCCAGGAAUCCGCCAGGAGAUACGGCAGCGCGAUAUUUCGGGGGUGCUUCCGCCGGCCGGACAACAUCUCCAUCGCCCUGCCCGUCAGCCAGCUCAUGCUGAACAUGUCAGUGGACAAGUGUGUGGACUUCUGCACCGAGAAGGAGUACCCGCUGUCGGCCCUGGCCGGGACCGCCUGCCACUGCGGCUUCCCCACCACCCUCUUCACCUUGCACGAGCGCGAGGACGAGCAGCUCUGCGCCCAGAAAUGCGCUGCCGAGGAGUUCGAGAGCUGCGGCACCGCCGAAUACCUCCUCGUCUACCAGACCCAAGUGCAAGACAACCGCUGCAUGGACAGGAGGUUCCUCCCCACCCGUGCCAAGCAGCUGGUGGCCCUGGCCAGCUUCCCCGGCGCCGGCAACACCUGGGCACGCCACCUGAUCGAGCUGGCCACCGGCUUCUACACCGGCAGCUACUACUUCGACGGGUCUCUCUAUAACAAAGGGUUCAAGGGCGAGAGGGACCACUGGCGAAGCGGGAGGACGAUUUGCAUCAAAACCCACGAAAGCGGCCAGAAGGAGAUCGAAUCCUUCGAUUCGGCCAUCCUGCUCAUCCGAAACCCCUACAAGGCUCUGAUGGCGGAGUUCAACCGCAAAUACGGGGGGCACAUCGGCUUCGCGGCUCACGCCCACUGGAAGGGCAAAGAGUGGCCUGAGUUCGUGGCCAACUACGCGCCGUGGUGGGCGACCCACACCCUGGACUGGCUGCGCUACGGCAAGAAGGUGCUGGUGGUGCACUUCGAGGACCUGAAGCGGGACCUCUUCGUCCAGCUGCAGCGGAUGGUGGGGCUGCUGGGCAUCGCCGCCUGCGAGGACAGGCUGCUCUGCGUCGAGGGACAGAAGGACGGCAACUUUAAGCGAUCCGGCUUGAGAAAAUUGGAGUACGACCCUUACACCCCCGAGAUGAGGAAGAUGAUCAGCGGCUACAUCAGAACGGUGGACACGGCUCUGAAACUCCGAAAUCUGUCGGGGGUCCCGGAUGACUACUACCCGAGAUGAUGGUGACAACGGCGGGGGGACCUGACCCUGCGUGGCGAGGAAAAGCUCGGUCUUCCCGGCCUCUGCCUAUUCCACCCAGUGGGUGGCUUUUCUUUUAAUUCUCCAUCCGCUGCUAUUAGCUGUUAGUCCACUCCUGCAUGAGCAACGACGGUCCCCAGCCAUCGCUGAGCUUGCUUGGCCGACGCCGACGCGGACCUGGGCAUGGCGGCACCACCGCAGGGAUACGGGUGCCUUCCCCGCCGCGGGGUUCCUGCUCCAUCCCGCUCCCGUUUCGGCUGCCGCGACCCUCCUUGGCAACACGGCGGGUUACUUCUGCCCAUCCCCCGCCGGGCUGGCUGGCGGGGACGCUGUGUUGCUUGUGCCGUGCCCGACGCAUCCCCCGGUGCCGGCGCGGUGCCGCGGGAGCUGAGCUCCCCUGGGGUGGGUAUCCCCAAACUCCCCUGGCUCCUUGGCCAGCCCUGCCUGUUCCCAGAUGGAGCCCACCGGCUUUCCCGAGGGAGGAGGGACCCGGGGGGGGUGGCACCGCGCGGGCGAUGCUCCCGUGUAUCCCGGUCGGAGGUGAUGGAGAUGGGGAAAGCUGCGAUGCCUCCAGAGGUGGCUGUGUGUCCCCCCCCGCCGUGCACGGUCCCUUGGCUCCGUGGGGACCCUCCCUGAGCCUGGGGACAGGGGGUCCCUGGGGUGAGAGGGGUGUCCCCAGCCGCAGCACCGGGCAGCCCUGGGGGGGCCUGUGACCCCCACCCCGGGGGCUGCAGUCACCUCAGCCGUGGGCUGCGGGUGGGGGCCACCCCCACGCACGUGAACGAUGCUCGAGAGGGGGACAUUGGCCGCGGACAGAAGAGCUGACAGGACCACAAGCUUGUCUGUGCCUCAUUUCAAAAGCUCACGAGCCAGAACCGCCCCCACCCCCCACCCCCAGAAGCAGUUUUGGGGGCCACAAGCGAGAGCCGUGCUGCAGCCCAGCCGCACCAAACCCACGCGGCAGCGGGGAGCAAAUCCUGGGGCUGAGCUUUCCCAUGUCCCUCCGGCCGAAUCCAGCCCCCGCGAUGGGUCCCCUGCCCUGCCCGCACCCUGCCCACGAGCAAGCGAAACCAAAGGAUCUCUGUGCGCGUCGGGAAGAUGCCGUUCGCCAGGCUGGCUUUGCGCAGAGCUGCAUGCGGUCCCCAGCCGUGUCCCCCCCGCAACCACGCCGCCCUCCCAGCCCAUCCCCGUCCCGGCUUUGCCGCAGACGAGCUCCCUCCCCUCCUGCCAACCUGCAAGUCCCCAUUGGAUGUAGGUGCAAAAGCCAUAUAUUGUACGCAGCCUUUUCUAGAGUUAGGUAUUGUUGAACGAUUGGCUUUUAACUCUUGAUCUCGAUAGAAACACGUGCACAGGUCGAAAUCUAAAGACAGCGCUCAAUCUAUAUUCAAAGAGAGAGAAGAGAACUCCACGGAGAAAAAGGAGAAUUUAAAUAAAAUAUAUUUUUCUAACGUGUGCGGAGCGGACACGGGCAGCGAUGCCAGGGCUUGGGGGGGGGCUCCUGGUUGAUGUUUCUUUGUGUGGAGGUGGGCAAAAGUGUUUGUGGGGAGCAGCUGCCCUGUUUUUAACUCUUCCCUUGACAAAUGGCUGGAGGUUUUCUAGGAGAGCGGCUGAGCCCCAUCCCAGCAGCGGGAAUCGAGCUGACCCUGUGCUCCCUUCGCUCGCGGCGGCCCGGGGGCUGCCUACCUCGCUCAGAACAAAUCCUCAGGUCGAUCCAGCUAUUAAAGGAGAGUUUUUGUUGC
Molecule: messenger RNA, 4392 nt
Organism: Grus americana (Whooping crane)
Lineage: Eukaryota; Metazoa; Chordata; Aves; Gruiformes; Gruidae
Gene: WSCD2
Product: WSC domain containing 2
Exons: 9
Coding region: 941-2635 (564 amino acids)
Source: RefSeq, a predicted model, not a curated record